CCAAUCAGAGAAACAGACGGCAUCAGUCGUGUCUGGGCUCCAGCGAGCUGCACUGUUGGUUCUUUACCAAGUGGUGAGAUCAGAUGAUACCGAAAAUAUUUUAUUUUUUGAAAAUAACUGAACCCGAAACACCGCUACGUCCAAGGUUUGUGUUGCGGUAAAGUUUGGAUUUUAGACAGCGAGUGAAGCUCCUACCGUCUCUCCCUACACCGUGUACACAGCAGGUGGAUGCCGUCAUGCCAUUUGGGUGCCUUGCCCUGCGGGAUGGGCGGAACUUAGACAACAUCUAUGAUGUCACCGAUAAGUAUGAGAUGGGACAAGUCCUUAAAGCGAAGGAGUUCUGUGAGCUGUGUAUGGCUAAAGACCGACAAACCAACAAGGUGUUCGUCUGUAAGAAGUUUCUGAAGAAGGACGGGAGGAAAGUACGCAAGGCUGCCAAGAAUGAAAUCCUGAUCCUCAAAAUGGUCAAACAUCCAAACAUCCUCCAACUGAUCGACACGUUUGAGACGCGGAAAGAGUACUUCAUCAUCCAGGAGCUGGCUACAGGCGGCGAUGUGUUUGACUGGAUUCUGGACCAGGGGAAUUACACAGAGAGAGAUGCUUCCAACGUGAUCAAACAGGUUCUAGAGGCCGUAUCCUACCUACACUCACUCAACAUCGUCCACAGGAACCUCAAGUUGGAGAACCUGAUGUACUACACAGAGAACAAUCACAACAAAGUGGUUCUGCGGGAUUUCUACCUGUCCAAGUUUGAGAACGGUUCCAUCACAGAACCCUGUGGAACACCGGAGUACCUGGCUCCUGAGGUUGUGGCCAGACACCGGUACGGUCGACCAGUGGACUGUUGGGCUGUCGGGGUCAUCAUGUAUAUACUUCUGUCGGGGAAUCCUCCGUUCUACGACGAGACAGAAGAAGAGAACACAGACCUUCACAACCGGAUCAUCUUCUGUCGUAUCGUAGCCGGGGAGUUUGAGUUUGACGCUCCUUACUGGGACGACAUCUCUGUUCCAGCUAAGGAGUUAGUGUGUAGGCUGAUGGAGGUGGACCAGAUGCUGAGAAUCACAGCUGCAGAUGCUCUGUUACACAAGUGGAUUGCUGGUAACGGGGCCUCGGAGAAGAACCUGAAGGAUGGAGUGUGUGCCCAGUUUGAGAAGAACUUUGCUAAAUCCAAGUGGAGGAAAGCGAUCAGAGUCACCACCUUCAUGCAGCGUCUUCGUGCGUCUGAGACUGCUGCAGCUGAAGUGGAGGCAGGAAGACACGGGGAAGGAAGGGGUGAGGACCAGGGGGGAGGAGGGCAGAGUGAGCGGGGAGUGGGGGAGAGUGAGGGAGGAGGGGUGACACCAGAGGUGACAGUUGGAACUAAUCCGGAGCGUGAGGAGAGGAACGGGGGAGUAGGGGUGAGGAGGUGGGGAGAGGAGAGGGGAGGAGGGGGGAGAAGCUCUUUGAGUCCCUCUGUAGGGAUUUCUCCUUCCGCCGAUAACGAACCGCUCUCCCAACCUCCCAAUCAAUCAAAUGCCAGCUCCAAACCUCUGGGGGACGAGCCAAAGAAGCCAGCCGUGAAGAAGACGUCAGGCAAAAUGGCCGCCGCAUUGGGUCAAACCAAAACAACAACAGAGACCAAAACACCUCCUACCCCCAUCGUAACCCGUGACCUCACCAAGCCCCAGGAACCCGUCACUGUCUCUGACCACGACACAGCAGCAUCAUCGUUGCCUAGCAAUGCCAAGAAGAAGCAACCAACCUAUGUCACUCCUGAGACUCCAACGACUCAACGACACAAGAUGGACGCCCAACUCCACAACAUGGGCCCAGGCCCUGCUGCUGCUACUACUACUACUACUACUACUACUACUACUGCUACUACUGCUGCAGCCAUAGCCCCACCUGCUCCUGCUGACAGGAAGCCGGCAGUGCAGGCUCCGGUAGAGGAGAAGAAGCAGGAUGACAGUUGCUGGUGUCAGACCCAGCUCCCUGAGUCUGUAGCUGAGAGGCCUGCUGGAGGUGGGGGAGUGGGGGGAGGAACUGGGCUUGGUGUGGUGUCCAUGGGGGGAGGAACUGGGCUUGGUGUGGUGUCCAUGGGGGGAGGAACUGGGCUUGAGAUGGGAGGGGAGGGGCAGGUACAUUUGGAGCAGGGUCAGGGGUACUUGGAACAGGGCUAG
Messenger RNA from Salmo salar (Atlantic salmon), 2159 nucleotides. RefSeq lists its product as uncharacterized. Gene Ontology annotation, molecular function: protein kinase activity; ATP binding. NCBI's taxonomy places the organism in Eukaryota, Metazoa, Chordata, Actinopteri, Salmoniformes, Salmonidae. Gene Ontology annotation, biological process: protein phosphorylation. The record is from RefSeq and is a predicted model, not a curated record.